ACAGCAACCAGACCUGGGGCUAGAGACCCUGGAACAGGGGCAGGUCUGGGAAUAGGCUACACCACCCUGCCCUGGUCUUGAGAUUGGCACCAGCUUCCCACCGGUACCCGGCAAAGCCUGGAAGUCCUCGCAGUGGCCACGGACCCUACAUCUUGGACAGUACCUCCUCACUAGGGGUCAUGUUCAUCGUUCCGUUGACUAUCAUCCUACUGUCAGUAGCGCUGGCUGUGGGGCUUCCCGGCAACAGCUUUGUGGUGUGGAGCAUCCUGGUAAAGAUGCGGAAGCGCUCUGUCACUGCCUUGUUGGUGCUGAACCUGGCCUUGGCAGACUUGGCUGUAUUGCUUACCGCCCCCUUUUUCCUCUACUCUGUGGCCCAGGGUACCUGGGGUUUUGGACUGUUUGGCUGCCGCCUGUUUCACUAUACCUGCGGAGUCAGCAUGUACGCCAGCGUCCUGCUGAUCACGGCUAUGAGUCUGGACCGCUCGCUGGCAGUCGCCCUCCCCUUCGUGUCCCAGAAGUUUCGUACCAAGGCCGUUGCCUGGUGGGUGCUAGCAAGCAUCUGGGUGAUGUCCUUUCUGCUGGCCAUACCUGUCAUCAUGUACCGCAACGUGGACUUGAGACAGGACAACCAGACCGGCUGCUCCCUAACAUACUCCAGCAAGCGAGCCCAAGCAUUCCAUCUGCUCUUUGAGGCCCUCACCGGCUUCCUGCUGCCCUUCCUGGUGGUGGUGGCCAGCUACUCAGACAUCAGGCGCCGGCUGCAGGCCCGGCGCUUCCGCCGCAGCCGCCGCACUGGCCGCCUGGUGGUGCUCAUCAUCCUGGCCUUCGCCGCCUUCUGGCUGCCCUACCACCUGGUGAACCUAGUCGACGCGGGCCGGGUGCUGGCCGGCAGGGGCGCUGCGCUCUUUGGAGACCCGCUGUUCCUGGCGCGCCACGUGUUCAUAGCGCUGGCUUUCUUGAGCAGUAGCGUGAACCCCGUGCUGUACGCGUGCGCCGGCGGCGGCCUUCUGCGCUCCGCCGGCGUGGGCUUCGUCGCCAAGCUGUUGGAGGGCACCGGCUCUGAGGCAUCCAGCACCCGCCGCGGGGGCACCCUCGGCCAGACGGUGAGGGGCGCCCCCGCGCCUUCCGAGGCUGGCCCCUCCGGGAGCCUCGCCGACUCCAUCGACGCUCUCCAGUGA
Neogale vison (American mink) is the source of this 1178-nucleotide messenger RNA. RefSeq names its product leukotriene B4 receptor (gene LTB4R). The transcript is spliced from 2 exons. Gene Ontology annotation, biological process: complement receptor mediated signaling pathway; inflammatory response; phospholipase C-activating G protein-coupled receptor signaling pathway. The coding region runs from base 180 to 1178 and encodes 332 amino acids. Gene Ontology annotation, cellular component: plasma membrane. The record is from RefSeq and is a predicted model, not a curated record. Gene Ontology annotation, molecular function: leukotriene receptor activity; complement receptor activity. NCBI's taxonomy places the organism in Eukaryota, Metazoa, Chordata, Mammalia, Carnivora, Mustelidae.